Molecule: messenger RNA, 1705 nt
Organism: Jaculus jaculus (lesser Egyptian jerboa)
Lineage: Eukaryota; Metazoa; Chordata; Mammalia; Rodentia; Dipodidae
Gene: Zfp36
Product: ZFP36 ring finger protein
Exons: 2
Coding region: 103-1071 (322 amino acids)
Molecular function (GO): mRNA binding; metal ion binding
Source: RefSeq, a predicted model, not a curated record
GCCCCUCCUGGGCGCUAUAAAUGCGCCGGCUUUCGCCGCCGGCCGCAGCCGACUCCAGCUUUCCGAACUCCGGCCUUCCGCAGCGUGGCCACGCGCGCCGCCAUGGACCUCUCUGCCAUCUACGAGAGCCUCCUGUCACUGAAUUCUGACCUACCAUCCGACCACGGAGGAACUGAGUCCUCGGGACUUUGGAGCCUAAACUCAUCUGACUCCAGCGCGUCUGGGGUCACCUCCCGCCUGACUGGCCGCUCCACCAGCCUGGUGGAGGGUCGAAGCUGUAGCUGGGUGCCCCCACCUCCUGGCUUUGCACCCUUGGUUCCUCAUCCGGCCUCUGAGCUGCUGCCCUCACCCACCUCGCCUACUGCCACCCCCACCACUGCCUCCCGCUACAAGACUGAGCUCUGUCGGACCUUCUCCGAGAGUGGACGCUGUCGCUACGGGGCAAAAUGCCAGUUUGCCCAUGGCCUGGGUGAGUUGCGCCAAGCCAAUCGCCACCCCAAAUACAAGACUGAACUCUGCCACAAGUUCUACCUCCAGGGCCGCUGUCCCUAUGGCUCACGAUGCCACUUCAUCCACAACCCCAACGAGGAUUUGGCUACCCCCGGUCACCCCCACGUGCUGCGUCAGAGCAUCAGUUUCUCUGGUUUGCCCUCGGUCCGCCGGCCAUCGCCGCCACCUCCACCACCGCCACCAGGCUUGUCUGGUCCUUCCCGGUCCUCGUGUUCCUUCUCGCCCUCCAGCUCUCCGCCACCAUCUGUGGACUAUCUGCUUUCCCCCUCUGCCUUCUCUGCUGCCCCUGGAACCCCUGUGACUCGAAGGGACCCCACCCCAGCCUGUUGCCCCUCCUGCCGAAGGUCUACUCCUGGCACCAUCUGGGGGCCCUUGGGUGGCCUGGCUCGGAGCCCAUCCGCACACUCCCUGGGAUCCGAUCCUGAUGAAUAUGCCAGCAGCGGCAGCAGCCUGGGGGGAUCUGACUCACCUGUCUUUGAGGCUGGGGUGUUUGGGCCACCCCAGACCCCUGCACCUCCGCGGCGUCUCCCCAUCUUCAAUCGCAUCUCUGUUUCAGAGUGACCGGUCCCCUGCCCAGUAUGGAUCAGCUAGAUCUCAAAAGGGGGAGACACUUGUGCUGGCAGGGACCUGGUGAUUCCUAGGUUAAUCAAGUGCUCCCCCCACAUUCCAAAAUGCAUUAACCUACUCCCUUGAUGCCAGGCUGGGGGCAGGUACCCCAGUGGGCACGCUCAAGUGUUUGGAUGCAAUGUUUCCUGAUGUAGCAUAUUUGAGGGGACAGUGAGCCCCCCACACACACUUGCCCAACUGUUUCUGAGACAGGGUCUAUGUAGCCGGGACUAAUGAAUGCUGGGAUUACAACUGUAUGCCAGCCACUGCCCACUCUUGUCUCCCGGACUCUCCAAUGCUGCGGAGAGUUGGGCUCCCACAGCCUCCUCUCCAUCUUCCCUAGAUCCCCGAGGUUGUGUCUAGUGUUCGGAGCCUCUCUUGAGAGAGAAUCCUGGUGCUCAAAUUUCCCUUCCCAAAGCAACUAGCCCAAGCCAUUGCCAAAUCCCUCCCCCAGUCAGUGGGCCCUUUUAUUUAUGAUGACUUUAUUUAUUAUAAUAAGAUUUUAUAGUAUUUAUAUAUAUUGGGUCGUCUGCUUCCCUUGUGUUUUUCUUCAUUUUGUAAAAUUGGAAACAAUGCUAUAAUUAUUGGG